AUGGAUCUCGUCCUUGACAUCGUGGACACGUUUGUCCUCGACCGGGUGUACUCAACCCUCCUCCCAUCCAACACCACAAGCACCAACAUCGAGUAUAACCAGAGCAUCGCCCAGUAUAUCGACCUGCCACCAUCAGAAUGGGCAGGGAAAAGUCUCCUGGCACGGGAUAAUCCAUUCCGACAAGGAAUCACCCUGUUCAUCUUGACAUGGCUCUUCGGCACCCUCACGUACCUAACAACCUCAACCCUCUCCUACUUCUUCAUCUUCGACAAAAAAUCCACAACGCACCCCAAAUUCCUCACCCGCCAAAUUCCCCUCGAGAUCCAAUCCGCCCUACUCGCCAUCCCCCAAAUGGCCCUCCUAACCGUCCCCUUCUUCCUCCUCGAACUCCACGGCUUCUCACGGCUCUACUCCUCCACACCCCCGUUCCCAGCAUACACAUACCUCCAAUUCCCCUUCUUCAUUGCAUUCACCGACUUCGCAAUCUACUGGAUCCACCGCUACGAACACCACCCGGCCGUAUAUAAGUGGCUGCACAAGCCGCACCAUAGGUGGAUCGUGCCGACCCCGUACGCGAGCUUUGCGUUUCACCCGCUGGAUGGAUGGGCGCAGUCCAUGCCGUAUCAUGUCUUCCCACUCCUGUUUCCGCUUGAGAAGAGGGUCUAUUUAGCUCUUUUUGCGUUUGUUACGUUGUGGACGGUUUUUAUUCACGACGGUGAAUACGCGACGAAAUCGCCUAUCAUUAAUGGCUCGGCGUGCCAUACGUAUCAUCAUCUGUAUUUCAAUUAUAACUACGGGCAGUUCACGACGCUGUGGGAUCGGCUUGGUGGGAGUUACCGGCAGCCCGAUGCGGACUUGUUCAAUCGCGAGACAAAGAUGGGUAGGGGGCAAUGGGAGAAGCAGGUUCGGGAGAUGGAGAAGAUGGUCGAAGAGGUUGAAGGUGUCGAUGAGCGGGUGUAUACGAAUAGGAAGAAAGAGCAGUAA
Messenger RNA from Aspergillus puulaauensis, 984 nucleotides. Its product is annotated as sterol desaturase family protein. Gene Ontology annotation, molecular function: oxidoreductase activity; iron ion binding. Lineage: Eukaryota; Fungi; Ascomycota; Eurotiomycetes; Eurotiales; Aspergillaceae. The transcript is spliced from 3 exons. Bases 1 to 984 code for a protein of 327 amino acids. The record is from RefSeq and is a predicted model, not a curated record. Gene Ontology annotation, biological process: lipid biosynthetic process.